Molecule: messenger RNA, 1526 nt
Organism: Cannabis sativa
Lineage: Eukaryota; Viridiplantae; Streptophyta; Magnoliopsida; Rosales; Cannabaceae
Product: GDSL esterase/lipase 1
Exons: 6
Coding region: 163-1254 (363 amino acids)
Molecular function (GO): hydrolase activity, acting on ester bonds
Source: RefSeq, a predicted model, not a curated record
AUCAGAAAGUGACUUCAUUAUUUAGAAAAAGGAAUCGAAACCGAUCACUUAAUUAUCAGUUUAUCACUAUUCAUUACAAUAAUGGGUCAAAUCCCAAAUAGAUAUUGAAGCAAUAGAACCUACAAAUAUAAUUAGUAGUAGCCAGUUGGUAAUCUUUACAUCAUGGCAAAAUUAAAUAGAUUCAGCCAUUGUCUUGGUUUUCUUUGUAUAAUCACUCUAACACUACUUGCAAUAUCUCCAAAUUGCAAUGCAGCCUUGUUCAUCUUUGGGGAUUCAGCAUUUGAUGUUGGAAAUAAUAACUAUAUCAACACUAGUUUUCAGGCAACAAAAUUCCCAUAUGGCGAGACAUUCUUUGAGUACCCAACUGGGAGAUUUUCAAAUGGUCGCCUUGUUCCUGAUUUCAUAGCUGAAUAUGCGAAGUUGCCAUUCAUUGUACCAUAUCUUCAGCCUUGUAAUCACCAUGAUUUUAAAUAUGGGGUCAACUUUGCAUCUGCUGGAGCUGGUGCCCUUGUUGAAACUCGCCCUGGAUUGGUGAUUGAUCUUAAAACUCAACUUGGUAAUUUCAAGAAUGUUAGCAAACUUUUAAGGGAGAAAUUUGGAGAUGCAGAGGCUGAAGAUUUGUUGUCAAGAGCUGUAUACUUGUUUAGCGUGGGAGGCAAUGACUAUUUAUUCCCAUUUGAGACAAACUCUAGUGUUCUUCGAACCUAUUCACCCGAACAAUUCGCAGGACAAGUGAUUGGCAACAUAUCUGAAGUCAUUCAGGAAAUUUACAAAAUUGGAGGAAGAAAGUUUGCGUUUCCAAGUAUGUGGCCUCUGGCAUGUUUUCCAUUCGCAAGAGUAAUAAAAGGUGGAGAUUAUGGCUGCUUGGAUCAAAUAACACCAUAUUUAAAAUCACAUAACAAACAACUCUAUAAUCUUCUCCAAAAUUUCCAAAAACAUCUCAACAAAUUCAAAUACUCACUUUUAGACUUUUAUUCUUUCUUAGAAGAACGAAUGAAUCACCCUUCUAAACAGGGUUUUAAAGAAGGGAAAGUGGCAUGUUGUGGCAGUGGCCCAUACAGAGGAGAAUUUAACUGUGGAGGAGGAAACUUUAGUUUAUGUUAUAAUGCCAUUGAAUAUGUGUUCUUUGACUCUGUACAUCCUUCUGAAAAAGUAUACGAGCAAUUUGCAAAGCAAGCAUGGAGUGGAAAGCUCAGCCUCAAAGGAUCUUAUAGUCUCAUGGAGCUAUUUGAAUCAAAUCAUGAUUUAGUGUAGUGCUAGUUACUUUUAAAAUGACAAUAAAUUUUCAUAUUAGAGUAGUUAUUUACAACUUGAAUGAUGUAAGUGAAAAUGAUUGGCUUAAAGUCAAAUAUCUCUAUGUAUGGUAUCCUUAAAAAGAGAGAUCCUUCCCUGUUUCUGUACUGCAGGUGGCAGAUCAUUGUCAUUUUUAAUCUUAUUUAUCAAAGACUUAUUUGAAAAAUAAUCCAUAUGUAUAAAAUAAUCUUAUUGAUAUUCUACAACAGUUUGGAAUUUUCUAAGGCAGAAAC